AUGGCUACAGUCGUUCCUAACCUUUGUUCCAUGUCUUCACAUCAUGAUCGUCGUCUUUUUUCCACUUCUUGGUAUAACAUUGUAUCCAUCCUACUUCGACCAUCACCAUAUACUACAGGAGGUAGUAGCUCGAAACUAAUACGUACUGUUCUUACUUCACUAAGCUCACAUCUCCAUCGACUAAUAUAUCUCCGCCACCUACGCCUGUUUUCAGUUUCAAUACAUCAUUUAGGAAAUCCAACCACUCGUGAAUUCUGUUACGAAGAAGAUUGUGAUCAGAAACACGUAACCUCAUAUCUUCCACAUUCAGAUAUGACGCUACAACUAUGGAGUACAGCAGUGACUGUUGAGCAGUGUCGCUUCUCCCACUUUCAUGGGUAG
Molecule: messenger RNA, 381 nt
Organism: Heterobilharzia americana
Lineage: Eukaryota; Metazoa; Platyhelminthes; Trematoda; Strigeidida; Schistosomatidae
Source: the annotation of a GenBank genome assembly